Messenger RNA from Staurois parvus, 321 nucleotides. NCBI's taxonomy places the organism in Eukaryota, Metazoa, Chordata, Amphibia, Anura, Ranidae. The record is from the annotation of a GenBank genome assembly.
AUGUAUGUGAAAUGGUUUGAUACAGUAAUGUUUUACUAUAUCAUUUUAGUGUAUUUGUGAAUGUCACUUUUUCACAUUUUUAAAUUUCCCGCCGUUCCGUCCCCCUACAUCCCGACGCUCGCAGGGAACGAAACCAAGAAGACGGAUGCCGGCAUCGGCCGGAAGACAUUGCAGGGGACACUGCAGGAGGGACAUCGCGGGAGUGCAGGACAAGGUAAGUGAAGAAGAGAUCCCGGAGCAGCUCUGCGGGGUAUUCCCGAGUGUUGCUCGGGGUUACCGCUUGUGCUACACUCGGGAAUACCGCCAGGGAGGUUAAACUAA